GACUUGUGUGGAGUGUGGACUUUGACUUAUGAGUUUUGCUAUUGCCGUUUUUUGCCUAUUUGCUCAUUAGAAAGUGGUCCGUUAGAUUUUAUAGAGAUUUAAAAGUUUUUUAUUUUAUUUUGCUUAUUUCAAAACAAUGUUCUCUCCGUUUAGCAGACAACUGCUUUUCUACACUCAGCUUCGUCGCCUCCAAAGCACGUUGGUAAUAGCCGAGCAUAAUAAUGAAGCCUUAAUCGCUGCCACCCAAAACACUUUAUGUGCUGCAAAGAAAAUAGGAGGAGACAUCACUGUGCUGGUUGCUGGCACCAAAUGUGGCCCAGCUGCAGAAGCAGUUGCAAAAGCUAAUGGUGUUUCCAAAGUACUUGUAGCAGAGAGUGAUGCCUUUAAAGGAAAUACUUCAGAGUCCCUGACACCACUAAUAUUGGCAGCUCAGAAGCAAUUUAACUUCACACAUAUUUUGGCACCUGCUACUGCAUUUGGCAAAGCCAUCCUACCUAGAGUUGCUGCUAAACUGGAUGUGUCACCUAUAACCGAUAUCAUUGGUAUUAAAGACCCUAACACGUUUGUUAGAACUAUUUAUGCAGGAAAUGCGAUACUGACAUUGGAAGCAAAAGAUGCAGUUAAAGUCAUCACAGUGAGGGGCACAGCAUUUGCUCCGGAGCCUUUAGAGGGAGGAUCUGCAGCACAGGAGAAAGCCCCAGAAGGCGAUUAUAAGACUGACUUGGUGGAGUUUGUUUCACAAGAGCUCACCAAAUCUGAUAGACCUGAACUUAGCAGUGCUAAGAACAUUGUUGCUGGUGGUCGUGGUUUGAAAUCUGGUGAUAAUUUCAAGCUGCUAUAUGACCUAGCUGACAAGCUGAAUGCAGCAGUUGGUGCUAGUCGUGCAGCUGUGGAUGCUGGCUUUGUCCCUAAUGAUCUGCAGAUAGGACAGACUGGCAAAAUUGUUGCACCUGAUCUCUACAUAGCUGUAGGCAUCAGUGGUGCCAUCCAACACUUGGCUGGCAUGAAGGACUCCAAGACCAUUGUUGCGAUUAACAAAGACCCUGAAGCACCUAUUUUCCAGGUGUCGGACGUAGGCCUGGUAGCAGAUCUGUUCAAGGCAGUACCAGAAUUAACCUCCAAAUUGUGAUUCUGUAAAACUGUAGCUAAAAUUAUAUCAAUUGUUGUCAGAAAUUUUAAAACUAUUAUUGAAGAGAAUCAUGUAUUUUAUAAGAGAAAUGUUAAUAAAAUGUAAAGUUUUCUUAA
This is a messenger RNA of Pieris napi, 1245 nucleotides long. RefSeq names its product electron transfer flavoprotein subunit alpha, mitochondrial (gene wal). Gene Ontology annotation, molecular function: flavin adenine dinucleotide binding; electron transfer activity. The record is from RefSeq and is a predicted model, not a curated record. The coding region runs from base 137 to 1129 and encodes 330 amino acids. Gene Ontology annotation, cellular component: mitochondrion. The transcript is spliced from 7 exons. NCBI's taxonomy places the organism in Eukaryota, Metazoa, Arthropoda, Insecta, Lepidoptera, Pieridae.